This is a messenger RNA of Penicillium mononematosum, 1344 nucleotides long. Its product is annotated as BUD22 family protein. Gene Ontology annotation, cellular component: 90S preribosome; nucleus. Gene Ontology annotation, biological process: maturation of SSU-rRNA. The record is from RefSeq and is a predicted model, not a curated record. Bases 1 to 1344 code for a protein of 447 amino acids. The transcript has 2 exons. Lineage: Eukaryota; Fungi; Ascomycota; Eurotiomycetes; Eurotiales; Aspergillaceae.
AUGCCUAAACGCAAGCUCGACGAAGUCAGCGGCCCCCCGCGGUCCAGCGACACCCGCAAAAUGUCCAUUCACGGCACCCGAUUGACGCAAAUGUUCGAGAACGGUGUAUUAAUGAUAAUGCGAGGUCUCAAGACAUCACGUGGCUUUGAGCGACAAAAGCUUAGUCGGCGAGAGAAGACAGCGAAGGCGCAAAAAGACGAUAAGGCGUUGGCGCGACUAAAGGAAGAAAUCGAGACUUUGAAAGGUCUCGAUUACCAUGUCACAGCCGAGCGAUACCUAUUCAAGCAACUUAUCAGGACGAAGCGGAUUGCAGAGACGCGGACGUUCGGGGAGUUCCAGGCAGUCAAGAAAGUCUCGCAGGAUGGACCGAAGAGUACAGCCGAAGCCAAUAUCCUGGCGCGACUAUUCAAAUCGACUCCUGUACAGAAAGAAAUACCCGGCAUCAUGGCCGGCAUUCGGAAACUACUGAGAGUCGACGAGGCGCCGGCUAGCAAGGCUAAAAAAGAGGAUGACAAGAAGGAUGCGCCAACGAAGGAUUCAGGAAAAGAAAACAGCGGAUCCGAGUCUGAAUCAGAGACAGCGACGACAAAACCCAGGCGCGGCGAGCAGGUCUCCCGCUCCACGAACGACAUGGACAUCUCCGACUCAGACGAAUCCGGAGACAAGGACCUCUCACAAUUCGACUCGCGACUUGGACCGGGCUCGGACUCUGAAGCUGAUUCGGAAUCUGGCGACGAGGAGGACCCCGCCGCAGACGAUAUCUCCGAUUCUAUCUCCCGUUCCCCCUCACCCUCAUUCUCCGCCGCGGACUCCCCGCCGCCCAAGAAAGUAAAGGCAGCCAAGGGCUCUGCUGCAGCAGUGAAUAGCACGACAUUCCUGCCGUCUCUAAUGCACGGCGGUUACUGGUCUGGCUCGGAGGAAGCCACUGAUGAUGAGGAUUCUGGUGCGAAGCCUGUUCGCAAGAACCGCAUGGGUCAGCAGGCCCGUCGGGCUUUGUGGGAGAAGAAAUUCGGAGCGAGUGCAAACCACGUCAAGAAGGAGCAGAUGGCUGCGAAGUAUGGUGGCAGGGAUAAUGGAUGGGAUACGAAGCGCGGUGCAACUGACGGUGCGAGGGGUGGGAGAGGAGGCAGAGGGGGCAGGCGUGGUGGCUUUGGUGGUGGAUCUGCACGGCCUCAGAACAGAGAUGGCCCUGGCCCUACUGGUCCUCACUCUGGGGAGCGGCCCGGUAAGCCUAAAGGUCCGCCCAAGGACGAGGGCCCAUUGCAUCCCUCUUGGGAGGCAAAGCGGAAGGCCAAGGAGCAGACGACAGCUGCUUUCGCUGGAAAGAAGGUUACAUUCGAUUAA